Myotis daubentonii (Daubenton's bat) is the source of this 2455-nucleotide messenger RNA. It is a transcript of the gene PCBP3, whose product is annotated as poly(rC) binding protein 3. The record is from RefSeq and is a predicted model, not a curated record. NCBI's taxonomy places the organism in Eukaryota, Metazoa, Chordata, Mammalia, Chiroptera, Vespertilionidae. Gene Ontology annotation, molecular function: RNA binding.
CGCGCGCAGCACCGCGGCUGGAGCGCGAGGAACCGCUACCGCCGCCUCAGUCGCCUCAGUGCCUCAAUCUCUCCAGUCUCCUCAGACUUCUCAGACUCGGUCGCCUCAGGCUCCGCCGCACCGCCUGGAUCACCCUGUCCCCAACCCCCGACCCGGGCCCGGCCCCCCGCCAGCCCGUCCGCGAGCACGCCCUCUGGGUUAUCUACAAGAGAGACGGUCUUCACAUGGUUCCAUCCCACCCCUUGCAGGUGAUGGUGGUGUUGUAAAGUAGUCUUUCACCAGCUUCUGAGAACCACUUCUGCACAUCCCUGUUCUACUCCACAUUCAGUGACAUCAGAUGGACAGUGUCCUCACCCUCGGGGGAAGCAGGUGGGCUGGCAGGACAGGCGUCCACAGGCCGGGAGAAGGAGACACUCCCAGGUAGGUGGAACAAAAGCCAGGCCUUCCAUAAAUCACCAGUUCCAGUUAUGAUGCUCUAAGUUACAAGUCUGAACAUUUGUGUCUAUGGAUCUGCUCUGACUCUUAGAGCCGCUUAUGGGGGAAGGUGACACCAUCUGGGCCCCAUCUAUCCUUCCUCUCGGCACCCUUGGCACCUUAAGCCACCACCCCCAGACGCAUUUUGGGAGAAAGAUGGAGUCCAAAGUCUCAGAAGGUGGCCUGAACGUGACCCUGACAAUCCGCCUGUUGAUGCAUGGAAAGGAAGUUGGAAGCAUCAUCGGGAAGAAAGGAGAAACUGUGAAAAAGAUGCGUGAAGAGAGUGGUGCCCGUAUCAACAUCUCGGAGGGAAACUGUCCAGAAAGAAUCGUGACCAUCACGGGCCCAACUGAUGCCAUCUUCAAGGCCUUCGCUAUGAUCGCCUAUAAGUUUGAGGAGGACAUCAUCAACUCCAUGAGCAACAGCCCUGCCACCAGCAAGCCCCCGGUGACGCUGAGGUUGGUGGUCCCCGCCAGUCAGUGCGGCUCCCUGAUUGGCAAAGGCGGUUCCAAGAUCAAGGAGAUCAGGGAGUCCACAGGUGCCCAGGUCCAGGUGGCUGGGGACAUGCUGCCCAACUCCACAGAGCGGGCAGUGACCAUCUCAGGGACUCCUGACGCCAUCAUCCAGUGUGUCAAGCAGAUCUGUGUGGUCAUGCUGGAGUCCCCACCGAAAGGUGCCACCAUUCCCUACCGCCCAAAGCCCGCCUCCACCCCUGUCAUUUUUGCAGGUGGUCAGGUAAGAGCCGACCCGCUCGCGGCCUCCACUGCCAACCUCAGCCUUUUACUGCAGCCCCCGCCGCUGCCCGCCUACACGAUCCAGGGACAGUACGCCAUCCCGCACCCAGAUCAGUUGACCAAGCUCCACCAGUUGGCCAUGCAGCAAACCCCCUUUCCUCCCCUCGGACAGACCAACCCCGCUUUCCCCGGAGAAAAGCUGCCUUUACACUCCUCCGAAGAAGCUCAAAAUCUGAUGGGCCCGUCGUCAGGUCUGGAUACCAGCCCCCCGGCCAGCACUCAUGAGCUCACCAUUCCCAAUGAUCUAAUAGGCUGUAUAAUUGGACGCCAAGGGACCAAAAUCAAUGAAAUUCGACAGAUGUCUGGAGCUCAGAUCAAAAUCGCCAAUGCCACAGAAGGGUCAUCAGAGCGCCAGAUCACCAUCACAGGGACCCCAGCCAACAUCAGCCUUGCCCAGUACCUCAUCAAUGCCAGGCUGACGUCUGAGGUCACUGGGAUGGGCGCACUCUAAUCCUGCCCAGGAUCUUCCACACCAUGAACCCUGGCGUCCACCUGGCUCGCACGCUCUGUACAGACAGCCCACCCUGUGUCACAAAUACAAAUAGAGGUUUUCUUUACUAACAAAAUGGUCUAUAGAGGUACACAUGCCAACAAAGCAAGUCUAUAUCUACAGCUGUCUGUGAGCUCCAGGCCUGUCCCUGACUCUGUGCAUUCAGUAACUUCUGCUCCAGUCUUCUCACGCGUCCGCAUGCAGCGCUUAUUAUGUUCAGUGUUCAGUGCUUGGGGGCAUUCCCAUCUGUGACAUUUUAGAAAUAUUGCUCCUUAGUGUCAGUGUAACUGUUUUAAGAGUUGAUUUAACAUUUUGACAGCAUUUCUUAUUAGCUGUCCUCUCCUCAUUCUUCUAGACCUGUGGCUGCCCCUCUCUCACCUGGCCCCACCUGCUGACUUUGUUUCCCCUCAUACUCUUGCUUGUCUUGGUCCACAUGUCCAUGCAGGUCUUGUGCAGGUCUCAUGCUGUACCCUUUCCCUUGUCCUGAGGGAAGGAAAAGCAGGUGCCGGAACCUGACCUGAGAAGUGGGAUGAAGGAGGUGCUGGGCUCUGAGUUCACAGAGAUGUUAUGUGUGGGGAGGCCACACAUGGGCCUUGGGCAGCUUCCAGGGUGGCUGGAGGAUUCAGACUGGCCAGGAAGCGCCUCUGCACCAUGUCGGAGUUCAAUAAAUGUCGUGGGCUGCCCCCACUGGCUCUGG